Caenorhabditis elegans is the source of this 635-nucleotide messenger RNA. NCBI's taxonomy places the organism in Eukaryota, Metazoa, Nematoda, Chromadorea, Rhabditida, Rhabditidae. The record is from the annotation of a RefSeq genome assembly.
AUGCGUUCCACAAUUCUGACGCUUCUCCUCUGGAGCUUGGCUGGUGCUACUCCACCCACCUUCAUCAAAUCACCACGAAUCACCAGUUGGGGCUCCUUCAGUGCAUGGGAAGACUGCCCGGCUGGCUAUUAUGCUCAUGGAAUGAGGAUCAAGUAUGAGAGCGAAGGUCAGGUGGAUAAUACUGCUCUCGAUGCGGUUGAGCUCGCUUGCAAGUCUCCUUCAAUUACUGGUAGCAACAACGACUUCUACAUAAAGGGCGAUGAAGCUGAUUUUGGUACGUGGCAAAGGUACCAAUACUGCUCGGCGGGAGAAUAUGCCAUUGGAUUUGCACUUUAAUCGGUGCCAAAACGUGGAAGGGCGCAAGAUGAUAUAGCUGCUAACAACUUUGCGUUGUACUGUGGAAAACCGGAUGGACCAAGGAAGAGAUCAACCAGGCUGAUUGGUACGACGAGCGAUCGGGGAUCGUGGACCGGAGAUCAAUUCUGCCCAGUUGGACAACUUGUAUGUGGAAUCCAAGUUCAAUUAGAACUCAGUCAGUCAGUAGCUGAUGACACUGCAGUUAACAAUGUUGAUUUGAAGUGCUGUGAUUUCUUAUCAAUGACAACUGCCAGCAUGUUUCCUUGGAAUAAAUGAAC